Messenger RNA from Schistocerca piceifrons (Central American locust), 1500 nucleotides. Its product is annotated as esterase B1-like. The record is from RefSeq and is a predicted model, not a curated record. NCBI's taxonomy places the organism in Eukaryota, Metazoa, Arthropoda, Insecta, Orthoptera, Acrididae. The coding region runs from base 1 to 1500 and encodes 499 amino acids. The transcript is spliced from 9 exons.
AUGCGUUGCACCUGCAGCUGGGUCUGCCCGCGUUAUGUCGCUCAGGUAUACAGCGACGCGACCGCGAACAGGCUGCAGCCACCGCUGUUCGACAAGGCGACAGAUGUGUUCGCAAAGGUGGAACAAGGGCUCCUGAGAGGUGUCCGCACCACUAGCAUCCUUGGAACAGAGUACAACAGGUUCUUCGGAGUGCCUUAUGCUGCGCCACCGGUGGGAGAUCUCCGCUUUCGGGCGCCUCAGCCACCAUCCAACUGGAGCGGCGUGCGCGACGCGCUUUCGGAGCCGCUGCAGUGCCCACAGAUGUGGCCAGGAGAAAGCUCGGAGGACUGCCUGUACCUCAACGUGUAUGCGCCCGCCGGCGGUGUCAAUCUGCCCAUCAUGCUCAUGAUUUACGGUGGCGCCUUCCAGGGCGGCUCCAGUUCCACCAAUCUGUAUGGUCCAGACUUCAUCGUCGACCACGGGGUUAUUCUCGUCACCUUUAACUACCGCAGCGGCGUCCUGGGGUACCUGAGCCUGCAGACGGAGGAGAUCCCCGGCAACGCGGGCCUCAAGGACGCGGUGGCCGCCCUGCAGUGGGUGCAGCGCAACGGCGCGGCCUUCGGGGGCGACGCGGGCCGCGUCACGCUGUUCGGCGCCAGCUCCGGCGGCUGCUCCGUGUCCCACCUGCUGCUCUCGCCGGCCACGCCAGGGCUGUUCCAGCAAGUUAUCAUUCAGAGCGGCGAGGCCAUAGCUCCCUGGGGCCUGGAGAGGAACCCACGAGAGAAGGCCUUCCGGUUGGCCGCUUCCAUGGGCUUCGAGACGGACGACCUGCAGGAGCUGACGCAGUUCCUCAAGGCGGCCGACGCGUUGGAGCUCACCGCGAAUGACUCGCGCGGUCUUUCCGACAUUGAGCUACGGAGUUUGAACGCACUGGCAUUCGUGCCGGUGAUAGAACCACCUUCGCCAACGGCCAUAAUUGUCGAGGAUCCAGCUCUGGUGCUGAAGGAAGGCCGCUUCCACAAAGUCCCCGUCAUGACUGGCGUGGACUCCGCUGAUGGCUCCGUCCUCGUGCAGACGACCGAUCUCUUCAACAACCCAAAGCUGGUGGCGGACGUGCGGGAGAACUUCACGACUCUGGUGGGCCAGCACCUGCGCCUGCCGACAGAGCAGCAGAGGGCCGAAGCGGCCGCCAAGCUGCAGGACUUCUACUUCAAAGGCAAAGGCUUCAGUCUCGAGGACCCGCAAGCAGUCUAUGACAUGAUAUCGGACAUCUACUACAUCGAGCCCUGCGAGGCCUUCGUCCAGGCUUUGGUGAAGGUGAGCUCAGCGCCUGUCUACUACUACCAUUACGACUACGACGGCUGGGGAUACACAGAAUACGGUGCACCUCACUGCAUUGAAAUUUAUUACCUGUUCAACGCCAACUACACUGGCCCCAGCUGGGACAUCAAGACGAAGGACGGCAGGACGAGGCAGCUGGUGGUGAAACUCUGGACAAACUUCGCAAAAUUUGGGUACUGA